AUGUGUGAAUAUCAUGGAACCCAUGGGCACAGAACUGAGGACUGUCGCCAACUAAGAGAGGAGGUGGCCCGGUUACUGAAAAAUGGCCACCUUCGAGAAUUGCUAAGUGAACGAGCUAAAAGCCACUACAAGGAAAGGGAAUCUCAUAAACGGGCCGAACCAGUGGAACCUCAGCAUAUAAUCAACAUGAUAAUUGGGGGUACUGAUGCUCCUAGAGGGCCGGUGAUGAAACGGACAAAGGUUUCCAUUGUUCGUGAGAAGCGCAGCCGGGAUUAUGUAUCCGAGGGUUCCAUCUGUUUCAACAACGAGGAUGCAGAAGGUAGCUCAGCCAACAUCAUCUGGUGGAGAGUGGUUGAACAGCUAAGGCUACUCGACCAAAUCGUACCGGUAGCCCGAGUGCUCAGUGGAUUCAAUAUGGCAAGUGAAACCACGAAGGGGGAGAUUUCUUUGCCGGUCAACAUUGACGGCACCAUUCAGCAAACGGUGUUCUAUGUCAUCGAAGGGGAUAUGAAGUAUAAUGCAUUGCUGGGUAGACCGUGGAUACAUAGCAUGAGGGCCGUGCCAUCGACAUUACAUCAGCUACUGGAAUUCCCGACUCUGGAGGGGAUAAAAACCAUCCGAGGAGAACAACCCGCUGCAAGAGAGAUGUUCGUGGUGGAGGAAGCAUCACCCCUUCCCAAAAAACCAGAUAAAAAAGAAGAUGAAUCAGUCGGUGGCAAGGACCCUAAAUAG
This is a messenger RNA of Lycium ferocissimum, 732 nucleotides long. RefSeq lists its product as uncharacterized. The record is from RefSeq and is a predicted model, not a curated record. The transcript is spliced from 2 exons. The coding region runs from base 1 to 732 and encodes 243 amino acids. NCBI's taxonomy places the organism in Eukaryota, Viridiplantae, Streptophyta, Magnoliopsida, Solanales, Solanaceae.